AUGAUCAACGACUCAUACGGGCACCGGCGCAUCUCGGACCGCGAGGUCGCCAGCAGGCUGUCGCACGGGGACCGGGGCAGCUGCGCCAACCGGGUGCUGCACCUGGCCUUCCGCGACGGCGCUCUGGCCGGGUGCUGCUCCUCGACGAUCCAGCCGGGGUCUGUGUUCACCUGCUGUUGCUGCGGCCACUGGGGCCUCCUGGCCGUCGCCCGCGAGGCGCAGGGCGCCGGCGUGGCCUCCGCGCUGGUCGCCGCCGCGGAGCGGAGGCUCGCCGCCGCCGGCUGCGCGGCCGUGCAGAUCGAGUACGAGUACGAGGUCGGCGACGAGUUCUCCGAGCGCCUGCGGCAGUGGUACGAGGGCAGGUUGGGCUUCCGGUGCCUGAGCGGCGCUCCGGGGUCCGCCGCCGGGCGCCGGGAGUUCCGCCUCUGCCACAAGCUCGUGCGGCCCACGGGCUGCUCCCACUGCUGCCACCUCUGCGGCGAGCACCUGUUCCCGAAGCAGCGCGUGGAGGGGCUGAGCCACCGCCGCCUGGAGGCCACGGGGCUACGCCGCUUCGAGCACCUGCCGCCUGGGUACACCCUGGAGAGGGCAGACCUUGGCGGCGGCUCCUUCGCGAAGGUGUUCCUCGUGCGCAACGACUUCACGGGCGACCUGCAGGCCCUCAAGCGGGUGGACCGCGAGCGGGCGUCCAGGCACUUCGGCAUGGACGACGCGCAGGUGAGCUCCAUGAUCGAGCAGGAGUUCUGGCACAUGCAGCGCACCACGCACCCUCACAUCAUCAAGCUGUUCGACUUCUUCCAGGACGCCAGGUACGCGUACUAUGUCAUGGAGGCUGUGAACGGUGGGACUCUCAAGGAGCUUGCGGAGAACACGUACGGCAAGGCCGGGAAGGGCCAGCCACGGGGAUCGCAGAAGCUGAGCGAGGCGUACGUCGCCGAGAUGCUGCAGCAGGCGGCCUACGCGCUGCACCACCUGCACGAGGACAGCAGGAUACACAUGGACGUGAAGCUCGAGAACCUGAUGCUGCUUGCGCCUGACGGCCCUCCGCACCUGGUGCUCAUCGAUCUGGGCAUCGUGGAGAGCUUCACG
Messenger RNA from Prorocentrum cordatum, 1089 nucleotides. The record is from the annotation of a GenBank genome assembly. NCBI's taxonomy places the organism in Eukaryota, Dinophyceae, Prorocentrales, Prorocentraceae.